UCCAGCAGAUGUUAGGAAACAAAAAGGAAGUUUCGCCAUACAAGUUAAACCUUCUUUUAGGUGGACAUAUGACAAGGUAUGCCUGUGGAAGGCGGCUCUUAGGGAGGUUGCCGAUUUGUCCGGUUUCACUCUUUCAGGUCCUGAAACAAGCAUUUUGAAGGAAAUUAUUGAUGUAAUUUACAAUAAGUUAGAUCGCAAAGAAGUUCAUCUUCCACUCAAUAUAACAGGGAUGGCAACUCGUUAUAAGGAGAUCAAAUCCUGGUUAGAUGAGCGAAAUCUAGAAUUUUUAGCAAUUUAUGGUAUGGGUGGAAGUGGUAAGACAACAUUAGCCAAACAUAUAUUCAAUUUAAAUCGGAGAACUUUUGAAUAUGUGAGUUUUAUUGAAGACAUUGGUACUAGAUGUAAAGGACCCAAUGAUUUGCUUCAACUACAGGAACAACUUCUUAAAGAUAUUUUAGGAGGAAAAAAGAGAAAAAUAUCAGGUGUUUCUCGAGGUACGUGCAUGAUUGGAGAUGCUUUGCAAAUGAAUAGGACGCUCAUUGUUCUUGAUGACAUUCUUGAACCUACUCAGUUAGUGGCUUUACUUGGAACUGGGAAAAUCAAUGCACAAAGCAAGAUUAUAAUUACAACUCGGGAAAAUACAGAUAACUGGUUUCACUUGUCAUGUUGGAGGUCAAGGUGUCAAAAGAGGAUGAUAAUAUGUGGCUUUUACAAAAGGCUGCACGACUCUGUGAAGGAAAUCCACUAGCUCUUGAAGUGUUGGGUUCAUCUUUGUUAAAGAACGAUACCAUCCCGUAUUGGGAAAGUCUGUUGAGUUUAUUUGGAAGAGAUAUCGAUUCUCGAAUUAAAGGUGUACUCAUAAGAAGCUACAUGUCAUUGCCAAGUGAUACCGUGAGAGAAUUGUUUUUGCAUAUUGCUUGUUUCUUUAUUGGCAUAGACAUGGAUUAUGUGGUAAAGAUAUUGGAGCCUGAUUACUCAGCAACAUCCGGGAUCAAAACCUUAAUUAACAGAUGUCUUCUUUCUGUUUCACGAAACAAAAAACUCAUGAUGCAUAGAUUGAUUCAAGAGAUGGGGAAAAACAUAGUCUGUCAAGAAUCAACAAAACUCCCUUCAAGGCGCAGUAGGGUGUGGCUUAGCAGUGACUCUUAUAAGAUAUUGAGCAAAGGAAUGGGUUCAGAAACAAUAGAGGGUUUAGCACUUGACAUGAAAACUCUGCAGAAGGAGAAUUUUGUAUUCAUGUCAACAGAACUUAAAACAGAUGCGCUACAACAUAUGGAUAACCUAAAGUUGCUCCAGCUAAAUUAUGUGAAGCUUAAUGGAUCCUAUGAGAAGUUUUCUGAAGAUUUAAAAUGGCUCUGUUGGCUUGGAUUCCCUUUAAGUGCCAUACCCUCCAAUUUAUACAUGAGAAACUUGGUGGCUAUAGAUAUGAGCUAUAGCAACUUGGAAGUAUUUGAACCCCCUAUGGUUAUUCACUCAUUAAAGAUUCUAAAUCUUAAAGACUCGCACAAACUACUUGAAAUCCUCAACAUCAUCAGGAUCCCUAAUCUUGAAACGUUAAUUCUUUGGAACUGUUAUAGUUUGGUUAAUGUUUGUAAGACCAUUGAAGGCCUUAAAAGUCUUGCAUUAUUGAACAUGACAGGGUGUAAAAACCUAUUCAGGUGCGUAAAUCUGUCAGCAGCUUCUACUUCUGGUGCAGUUGUUACCGAACAACCUAUUUUUUCCUGUCCGUCUUCAGUAAAUCGGUUAUUCCUCAAUGACUGCCAUCUGGAAUGUACCAAUUCUUUUCCUUUGAAUUUCAGUGUUCAACCAGUUUUGCUGUAUUUGAAUUUAGGCAAUAGUCUAUUCGAGUCCUUGCCUUGCUAUAAUCAUCUUGAAAAUCUUCGGGUUCUUGACCUGAGUUUUUGCUCUAGACUCAGAUGUCUUGUAUGUCUCCCUAAUACACUUGCAGAAUUGUAUGUGUAUGAAUGUGAGUUACUAGAAAGAAUAACUUUCCAAUCACCUCGAUUUACUUUGCAAGAGUUCGGUUAUGAAGGUUGUAUUACUUUGUAUGAAGUUGAAGGCUUUAUCAAACUAGUACCCAUAGCUAAACUUGAUGAACCUGACUUGGGACACAUGAACUGGCUAAAAGUAUAUCAAAACCACGAGAUGUGCCUUGCUGGUGAUGAUGAGCUCACAAUAGGCAGAAGUUGUCAUAUCCAGAUGUUGUACGAAUUCAAUAUUAUGAGCACCUCUCUGCCAGAUAUAAAGGAGGAUCCGAACAUGACACCUAAGUAUAUAUCAAAAUCAUCUUCUUUGCUCUUUGAUGUGCCCAGGUGUCCCAAAAAUAAGAGGCUCAAAGGAAUUAAUGUAACUUUCAAGUACGCAAGAUCAGGCGAAGAUUGUGUAUGGUUCUGUAAAAUCAAUACGGGCAAUGGUGUUGAUGUGAUAUACAACCCUAGAGUCUUUGGCAAACCUGAAUCUGGUAAAGAAUGUAUAUGGUUAAGCUAUUGGCCAAUUGGAAACAAACUGAACGUUGGAGACACUGUUCAUGUCUCUAUUGUUGUGUUUAACGGAUUGGAGGUACAUGAAUGUGGUGUGAGCAUGGUGUACUCUGAUGUGGAAACAGUGGAAGAUAACAUGGGAUGGGAAGAAAUUAUAGGAGGAGAUUUGUCUGGAUUUCAACUAAGCACAGGAUCGUACUAUCUUUGUCGGCAUGAUUUCUAUUCGUUAAUGGAGGUUGGUAGAUUGACUCCUGAUUGGUUUAGGAUAUUAGUUGGUGAUACCAUUGACUACACUGAGAUAAGAGGAUGGAGAAAGACGGGUCGACCAAAACAGGUGAAUCCGUCAUUUACAGAUUUGAGAACUAUUAGAUGUAUCAUCCAUGGUCCUCAACUGGAGGACAUUUACAAUAUCGCAGAGAUGUCCAAAUCAUCUAUUGGUGAUAAAUCCUUGGUGUUGAAUUCACGCUUGCUUGAGGAGGAAAUGAAAACUGGCACUAGAUCUGAUGAAACAAUGGAGGAAAUUUACAACAAGCAGGAAAUUAAGUCUGGUCCUGAGACCAUUGGCGAUUUCAUAUCUACUUUUGAUAAGAUAACGAUCAAGAAAUCUGAUCCUUACUCACAUAAACAGACAGAGAGGAGUCUGCGCGUGCCUAAAGCAUUUGAUUCUGAUGAGAUUAAGGAUUCUGAUUCACCCCCACACAGGGAGUGGUUGAGAUCAGUGGCUGAAAAUGAAGCUAGUGGUGGCCAGGAACUAAAGGACUCAAGUUCUCUAAUCCAUGCCAUUGGUCGUGACAACUCGAUCAGUUGUCUGCUCAAAUGCUCAAGAUUCGAUUACGGUUCAAUAGCAUCCCUAAACCGAGAAUUUCGUUACCUAAUUAGCAGUGGUAAACUCUAUAGAUUAAGAAGAGAAAGCGGUAUUAUCGAGCAUUGGGUUUAUUUUUCUUGCCAUUUGGUCCAAUGGGAAGCUUUUGAUCCUUUUAAACAGCGUUGGAUGAAUCUGCCCACAAUGUCAUCAAACCCAUCUUUCCAAUUUUCUGAUAAAGAGUCUUUGGCUGUCGGGACCGAGUUACUUGUGCUAGGGAAAGAAGUAGUUGAUCAUGUAAUAUAUAAGUAUAGUUUAUUAACUAACUCGUGGUCAUUUGGGCAGUUAAUGAAGAAGCCCAGAUGUUUAUUCGGGUCUGCGAGUCUUGGUGAGAUUGCAAUUGUAGCUGGUGGGAAAGACCCGAAUGGAUAUACUCUAACCUCUGCUGAACUUUACAACAGUGAAUCGGGUGUUUGGGAAACACUUCCAAACAUGCUUAAACCAAGGAAAAUGUGUUCUGGGGUGUUUAUGGAUAAUAAGUUCUACGUAAUUGGAGGAAUUGAUGAGACCGGGGAACCGUUGACUUGUGGUGAAGAAUAUGAUAUGGGUACCCGGGUAUGGAGGAAAAUCCUGAAUAUGUCACCAGUGAGAGCUGGUGGUGCCGCGUCAGCAACUAAGGCACCACCAUUAGUGGCUGUUGUAGAUAACGAAUUGUAUGCUACAGAUUAUGGGGAUAUGGAAGUUAGAAAGUAUGACAAAGUAAGGAAAGAAUGGGAAACAGUUGGAAGUUUGCCUGAACGGGCUGAUUCGAUAAACGGUUGGGCUAUCGCGUUUAGAGGUUGUGGUGAUCGGAUUAUUGUUCUUGGUGGGCCUAGAACUAGUGGAGCUGGGUUUAUAGAAGUGAAUUCAUGGGUCCCGAGAGACGGGCCGCCUCAAUGGACCAUGCUCGGGCGUAAACAGUCGAGUAACUUUGUGUACAAUUGUGCUGUUAUGGGCUGCUGAAUGUGUUCUUCAUGCGUAAACAGUCGAUUGACUCCUGAUUGGUUACUCACAUGAGCUACUUGCGCUUGGGGAAAGAAUUCGAAAUGUAUGCAAGAAUCUAUUUAUUGUUCUUCGGACCAAAUGCAAGAUGAAGGAACCUGUGCCAUCUGCCUGGAAGAGUAUGCAAACAUGGACGAUGUAGGCAUGCUACGAGUUUGCAGGUGUUAUAAUAUACAUUAUGAGAUGUUGAUAUUUGGAAAGCAUCAAUUGAUGGUGAGAUGGAGCUUAUAUUGAAAGGUCAUAUGUCGAGCUAGUCGGAUCGACCACGGGGUUACAAGCAUUUGGGUUGCAAGUAAUUGAAACAAUUGAAAAGCUAAUUUAAACUUUCACCUAAUCAAUGACAAAGUAGUUGUUAUGAUGAAGUUUGUAAAACUUGACCAUGGUGGGCCAACUAAGUCCUUUUCACUAAGUCAAUUUAUAGAGUUGAUGAGUGUAAUCACUUGGUAAGAUAUCAUAUUUUUAUGAAAGUUAA
This is a messenger RNA of Helianthus annuus (common sunflower), 4795 nucleotides long. RefSeq lists its product as uncharacterized. Gene Ontology annotation, cellular component: nucleus. The transcript has 12 exons. Bases 664 to 4284 code for a protein of 1206 amino acids. Gene Ontology annotation, molecular function: protein binding. NCBI's taxonomy places the organism in Eukaryota, Viridiplantae, Streptophyta, Magnoliopsida, Asterales, Asteraceae. The record is from RefSeq and is a predicted model, not a curated record.